AUGAAUCGAAUCUUUCAUCCAAACAUUGACGAGAUGUCCGGUACUGUUUGUCUUGAUGUAAUCAAUCAAACAUGGACUCCAAUGUAUGAUCUCACUAAUAUAUUUGAAUCAUUUCUUCCGCAAUUACUUGCCUAUCCAAAUCCGGUGGAUCCGUUAAAUGGUGAUGCUGCAGCUUUGUAUCUUCACAAACCAGAAGAUUAUAAGAAAAAAGUUCGAGAAUAUGUUCAACGUUUUGCUACAGCAGAUGUGGCUGAUGGUUUAUCGACAACAAACGAUGGUCAUUCAUCAUCAAAUAAUCAAUCAAAUAGUUUAAAUAAUUCCAAUCAAACAAAUAAAAAUGAAUCAGAUGAUGAAAUAUUAAGUGAUUUUAGUGAAGAUGAAGCUGCGGAUAUGGAUUUAGAAUAA
Rotaria sp. Silwood2 is the source of this 405-nucleotide messenger RNA. NCBI's taxonomy places the organism in Eukaryota, Metazoa, Rotifera, Eurotatoria, Philodinida, Philodinidae. The record is from the annotation of a GenBank genome assembly.